UUUGAAUAUUUUGAUGAUUACCCUUGGGAGAGCAUAGCAAAUGAUGUCCUUUACUGCCAGCUUUCUGUCAAGACCAACCUUUGCACCAUGGCGUCUGACGAAUCCGCCAUCACGAUCCAGUUCACCACUGUAUCAAAGUUGUUUGAAGAGAUCUAUGCUGGCGGUACCCGAGAUGCCCUUGUGGUGCAAAAUGUCUCCCAGCAAGACUAUACCGACAUCGACAAUGAGCGAGAGCGAGGGAGACUCGAGCGGUGGUCAAAUAAGUCGCCUAGGUCCUUCCUGAGAAGCGACAUGAAGUGGUGGUUCAGCGCCUCGGAUCAUCAAGUCAAUAUUGUUCUCCUCGUCAAGUUCGACCCGAGUUCUGAGGACAUCAUCAUUGAAAGGUGGCAAGCUGCGCAGGGCGAUACAGCAAGCCUCGAGCCCAGCCGUUCUCAGGUCAUCACCAUCAGCCGAGGGCUCAACACGGAAACGGUUGACAAUGUGUCCGGAGGACCAUUACGACUGGAUUUCGAGCUCCUCUUCCUCAGAGCGCCACGGCAAGGAGAGGAUGAUAUAGUGCUGCCCGCCGGUGUACUUCAGCACCUGGCUGACACAGUCAGGAGAGUACGGAGUAGGCCUUAA
Molecule: messenger RNA, 621 nt
Organism: Fusarium falciforme
Lineage: Eukaryota; Fungi; Ascomycota; Sordariomycetes; Hypocreales; Nectriaceae
Exons: 3
Coding region: 88-621 (177 amino acids)
Source: RefSeq, a predicted model, not a curated record